Messenger RNA from Anopheles coustani, 1231 nucleotides. RefSeq names its product FAM172 family protein homolog CG10038. Gene Ontology annotation, biological process: regulatory ncRNA-mediated heterochromatin formation. The record is from RefSeq and is a predicted model, not a curated record. Gene Ontology annotation, molecular function: siRNA binding. Gene Ontology annotation, cellular component: nucleus. The transcript is spliced from 5 exons. The coding region runs from base 56 to 1162 and encodes 368 amino acids. Lineage: Eukaryota; Metazoa; Arthropoda; Insecta; Diptera; Culicidae.
CGAGGACAUAAACAAAGUGUUCGCGGUGCCCACAGAGGCUGUGGUUAUUUAACCAAUGUAUCCUUCGUUUUAUAUAAUCCUUCUGGCUACCUUCGGCGCAGCACUGUCGUACGCCAGACAAGCACCCCCGUGUCGUUACGGUGGUCUGUUCCGGUUUCCGGAAGUGAUAGCAACAGCAGCAGUGACACUUGGUGCAUUUUCCCCACGAAUGGCCAGCUCGGAAGAACGAACCUAUCCAACGACCCUUGAAGGGUUUGGUUAUGGUUUCAACGAUGAAGGACGUCUACGUCAGAUCGACAAGGAAACGGGAAAACUCACCGAUCGUGUCUUCGACUAUCAGGUGUACACGUCGCUGUCGGAGAAUCAAGCGCACUAUGAAGCCCUUGGUGAGGUCAUUACGGAGUACGUUUAUCAGCGAUUAGUGGAGAAGGAGGGCUUGAAGAAACUCUACGUUCCGGCUGAUGUGCCACCCGAGGAGGCCACCUUCGUGUUUAGUACCAAGGAAAAGAUGGACCGUCCGAAAAAGUUGCUGGUGCUGAUACACGGCAGUGGUGUGGUUCGGGCUGGCCAGUGGGCUCGUAGUUUGAUCAUCAACGAUGGUCUCGAUUCGGGCACACAGAUUCCGUACAUAAACAAAGCGCGUGAGCUUGGGUACGAGGUGAUGCUGUUAAACACGAACGACAACUAUCGCACGAUCAAAGGAACCCGCCGGUCGAUUCAGGGAAGCCGCAAUCCGACGGAACACGCCGUCACCGUCCUCAAGAAGCACAUCAUGGCCUGCAACCCCGAAUCGGUUGCGAUCGUAGCGCACAGCUACGGUGGGGUGGUAACGGUGGAGCUGGCGGAAAGAUUCCCGGAGUUUUUCCAGUCGAAAGUAUUCGCCGUUGGGUUCACCGACAGUGUCCAUGCGAGCUCCCUUGUGCCGGACAUGUUGAAAAAGAUCGGUCGGAACUGGGUGACGGCCAAGGACCCUCUUGAUACCCCGCUGACAAUCACGAAGAACGAUAUUCCACGUCAUUCUGCGGGACACAUCAAACACGAAAUGACGUCCUACAGUUGCAUGAGUGCGCUGUUCGAAUUUUUAGAGGAUCGCUACAAGGAGUUUCAAGCACGUGGCACAAGUGAACCUCAGAAUAAAAAGUCAAAGGGAGACGAGCUGUGAGUGUCAUGCGGCGGUGGCCGUGAUUUGAGGGGAACUGUUGCUUUGGAAAUAUACUUUUUAAAUAAAAAA